This is a messenger RNA of Tigriopus californicus, 1606 nucleotides long. RefSeq lists its product as uncharacterized. Bases 203 to 1324 code for a protein of 373 amino acids. NCBI's taxonomy places the organism in Eukaryota, Metazoa, Arthropoda, Copepoda, Harpacticoida, Harpacticidae. Gene Ontology annotation, molecular function: protein binding. The record is from RefSeq and is a predicted model, not a curated record. The transcript has 4 exons.
UUAAAAAGUGCCCUUUGAGCGGAACAAAAUCAAUUAAUCAAGAGGAAAUCCCAACCUUGUCGGGCCUUAUACCCGCUUAAUCCAAAUGUCAACAUGUAUAUUGUGGCUGUAUUUGAAGAAAAAAAAACCGAGAGAUAACUUGAACCUGUCAACUCGGACAUGGGCGCCAAUUCGAUAAUGACUGUAAACACAAUCGUGAAGCAUGAUUCGGGUCGUGUUUUUCGUGUCUGUCAGCGUUUUGGCAACCCAUACCUUGGGGUGUGACCCUCCCAAAAUUGAAAAUGGAAGAAUCGAGUGCAAUAGUGACGAAGACACUUGUUUGGUGACUUGCGAUUUUGCUUACAUCACCUCGGAUAAGAUCGAGUUCUAUUGCGACGACCCGGGUCUGAAAGCGGUCCAAUGUGUUAGACCCAUGACCAUUCUCAUCGGAGGAGAGAGUGCUUUAUUUGAUGCCUUGGACGAUGUGGAGCUGAUCAGCACCAAAGCGCAACUCCGUGAUCGUAAAAUUGCGAUGUUCCCUUAUGGUAUUGUAGCUCCCAUGGUGUUUUGGACGGAUGGCGUUCUCAUGGCUUGUGGGGGUCGGCGACCAGAGGGACGUGCCAAAUCUUAUGAAAAGAGUUGUUGGAUCUAUGAGCCCUGCGAAAAUGAGUGGAAGCAAACCAUUGCACUCACUCAACCUCGAAGCAAUGGCGUGGGCGUGGUGGAUUUCCGAGGCAAACCAUUGGUUUACGGAGGCAUGAAUGAGAAUGAGACGACUAUGACCUCUGAGUUAUGGAACACCACUUCCCCGGAAAUCUAUUGGAUCCAAGGACCGGUUUUAGAAGAGCGAAAAAUGGGCCAUUGCGGCUUAAGCGCCAAAGGUGGUCAAAAGGCUCUCCUCACUGGGGGUUAUCCUACUUAUUUGAGCCAAGAAACGUUCGAUAUGUCCUCCGAAGCUCAUGAUUACGUGUUGAAUUUGAUCCAUAAACGGUGGUAUCAUGCUUGUGGGAGCUAUCAUGGCCUCUUGGGCGAACAUUUCAUCGUCGCAGGUGGAUUGAACGAGCAUUUAUUGGCUAUUGAUACGGUGGAGAUUUGGAACCCAUUGCUCCAUUAUUGGACUGAAGGACCGUCCCUUCCCGAGUCACGAUCCUGCGGGGGAAUGACCAUCUUGGAUGGGUUUCCCACUAUCCUCGCCGGGAAAUCCUUCUUACCCCAAACUUCGGCCAUGCGGUUGAACGUCUUGGAGGAUAUGUGGGACUACUGGGACUUCGAGUUGAAAACGGGCCGCAACUAUCCGGGAUUGGCGUCCAUUCCGGAGACUCUCUUUGACCGGUGCCUCACUUAAGCUUUUUUACAUUCGUUGGCUACUAAAAUUCACUUUAUCUAUUACUAUUCGUCAACACACUUAAAAACAUUGGAUCAGGGAAUUUCAAAUCUAUUCUAGAUUGAAUGUAUCAUUAACAUCAUUUCAUUUCUGUGUGAACCUUGUAAGGAAAUAUGAUUUUGAAUUGAGGAUAAUCGAGUAAUCGUACUUCCAACAGAAAAGUCAUAUUCUAUCGCUUGUCAAUAUCAAUUUACAAUAGCUAUACAACUUUUAGAAGCCUGCAUAAAACAAGUUUAAUUUUCA